This is a messenger RNA of Myotis lucifugus (little brown bat), 5008 nucleotides long. It is a transcript of the gene SDC3, whose product is annotated as syndecan 3. Gene Ontology annotation, cellular component: cell surface; membrane. Gene Ontology annotation, biological process: cell migration. The record is from RefSeq and is a predicted model, not a curated record. Lineage: Eukaryota; Metazoa; Chordata; Mammalia; Chiroptera; Vespertilionidae.
AUGGAGGAGAUGGUCGUCAUGGAGCUGCAGUCUCUGUCCUGCUCAGUCCCCAUCCCGCCGUGUGGCCCUGGGCAGCAGCUGCAGUCUCUGGCUGCAGCUCUGAGCAGCAGGAGUCAAUCUCGCCUUCCUCUGGAAAGCCCUCAGGGGCAGGGACUGUGGCUGGGCUCCUUCAGGGUCAAGGCUCAGCGCUGGCGCAGUGAGAACUUUGAGAGGCCCGUGGACCUUGAGGGCUCCGGGGACGAUGACUCCUUCCCCGAUGAUGAGCUGGACGACCUGUACUCGGGGUCCGGCUCGGGCUACUUCGAGCAGGAGUCAGGCAUUGAGACGGCCAUGCGGUUCAGCCCAGACGUGGCCCUGGCAGUGUCCACCACACCUGCUGUGCUGCCUACCGUGGAUGUCCAGCCCGUGGGCACCCCGUUCGAAGAGCUCCCCUCUGAGCGUCCCACACCAGAGCCAGCCACUAGCCUCCCAAUGGUGACGGAGGUCCCAGAAGAGCCCAGCCAGAGAGCCACCACCAUCUCCACUCCCAUGGCUACCACUGCUGCCACAACCACAGGGGCCCCGACCGUGGCCUUGGUGCCUGCCACAGAGGCCACCGCCGCUCCCAGCAUCCCUGCGGCACCCCCUUCCACGGCCACCACCUCUGUCAUAAGGACCACCGGCGUACGGAGGCUGCUUCCUCUUCCACUGACCACGGCAGCCACGGCCCGGGCCACCACCCCAGCAGCGCCCUCACCUCCCACCACGGUGGCUGUCUUGGACACUGAGGCCCCAACACCCAGGCUGGUCAAGUAAGCUACCUCCAGGCCAAGGGCCCUUCCCAGGCCAGCUUCCCCCCAGGAGCCUGACACCCCAGAGAAGAGCACCUUGCCCCUGGGGACCACUGCCCCCCGGCCACCCGAGGUGGCUGAAACCCCAACUCCAGAGUCACUGCUGACCACCAUCCGGGAUGAGCCGGAGGUACCAGUGAGUGGGGGGCCCAGCGGGGACUUUGAGCUGCCAGAGGAAGAGACCACGCAGCCAGACACAGCCAAUGAGGUGGUGGCCGUGGGUGGGGCUGCGGCUAAGCCAUCGCCUCCACCUGGGAUGCUGCCCAAGGGUGCCCGCCCCGGCCCUGGCCUCCUGGACAAUGCCAUCGACUCGGGCAGUUCGGCGGCUCAGCUGCCGCAGAAGAGCAUCCUGGAGCGGAAGGAGGUGCUUGUAGCUGUGAUUGUGGGUGGGGUGGUGGGCGCCCUCUUCGCCGCCUUCCUGGUCACCCUGCUCAUCUACCGCAUGAAGAAGAAAGACGAGGGCAGCUACACUCUGGAGGAGCCCAAGCAGGCGAGCGUCACAUACCAGAAGCCUGACAAGCAGGAGGAGUUCUAUGCCUAGCGGAGCCACAGUGCCUCCCCAGAGCCUCAGCAUCGCCCCUCUGCCCAGUCCCCGGCCUGUUCUACCAGCCCUGGCCUAGGAUGGGGCCUGGGAGAAGGCCUGGCCCCAGUUCAUCUUUGCCCGCCCUCUCAAGGUCUGCCCAGACUGUCAGCCUCACACAGAUCUUCCCCAAGGCACAGGGGGCACUGCCAUCUGCCCUAGACUGUGCCCUUACGAGCUCAUCUCUUGUCUUCCACUAGCCUGGGCUUCAGGACCUUGUGUCAGAUGGAUAGCAGGAAAGAAGCUCCUGAUUGGUUGGUGGAAGAAAGGGUGUGGCUUUAGUUUGGCUUGAACUCCAACCUGGCCCCACAGGGCUUGCUGAGGUCUUUUAAGGGCAGAGAGGGACUCAGGCUAGUUUCCAGGACAAGCAUUUUUAAGCUCAGCCCUUGAAAUCGAGACACUGCCACCUCUUGCUUCUUCCCAGGGCCCCUUUAUACCCGGGUAAGAGUGUGCCCCUUGUUGCCAGUGUGUUUUGUCCUGGCCUGCCCCAGGUUGUGGGUUCACUCUACCCUCACCCCACCCACUGCACAUGCACUCUUUCCCAGUCUGUCCCUGAGGAAUUGGCUUCCCAAGAGUGCCCUGGCAGUCACUGGUGAGGAGGGCUGGGCUCUGACCUCCCUCUUGCAAGUGGACUCUGCACAGAUACCAUCUCCCACAAGGUCACACAUAUUGUCACAUCCAAAGACAGAAGCACGAAAUGACAAAAUCAUACGCAAUCCUGACCACCCUGCCAGUCCAGAUAUGUCACAGACACAAACAUCCUCCCAAAGAUGCUUCUUCUCAUGUGUUUCUCAUGCACCCCCAGAUGCUACGACAAUGCAAGUCACCAGUCAUUGUCACCCAGUGGUGACGGUGUGGCCUGCUUCCCUCACUGUGUCUCUUUACACAUGCACAUACAAUCUGGUACCAUGCAAGUUGUUCUCUAGCUUUCAGGCUCACUGGGAGGGCGGAACCAAGCCGGAACAGUCAGCCCAUAUUGGGUCCCUGAGUUGCCCUGUCAGACUCAGUCCCUCACCAUAGCACCCCACCAGCCACUUGCCACCAACCCCGGUGUGUCAGUCACAAUCCCACGUGGAUGCAGGCUCACCCCACACAGCCUGCUCUCACACUGGAGGAAGACAGGUGGGCACUGGCUUUUCCCAUAAAGUGUGUGGGAGGAGUUGCCACAGGCCCCUCAGGGCAUUGCACACCCCAGCCUGCUUCCCUCCUCUAAAGCCUGCAAGGGGUUGGUUUGGGGCCAGUCCCCCACUAGCCGGGAGCCUUGCUUAGGAAGGCAGGCUGGUUCCUGGAAUUCUAGGGCUGGGGAGGGGGCAUGGAUCUCCCAGGACCAAAGGCCCUGGGUGGGGAGGGAGCAGGUGAUCUGGCUCCUGGCCUCCCUGCGUCGCCUUCCUGCUCUGAGCUAGGGGCUGACUGCCUCCCAGGACACAAGUCUCCAAAGUGCCUGUGAGGGUGGGCCCUGCUGCCCGGGCCCUCUGCACCCUCUCCCCUCGGCCUCUCCAGGCCCCCCUCAGCCCAACCCCGGGUCCUCCCUGGGCCUCCCCCAUUGACACCUUGUCCACGUAUUUGGCCAAACAACUUGGCAGUUCUGGCUGCAGCUGGAAGCAGCCCAUCCAGACGCCCUGCCCAGGGCUGAGGGCUGAGAGCAGGAGGGGACGGGUGUCACGGCCCCCAGCCCGCCUCCCCCUUCUUUACCCUUGCAAGUGGGGCCACUUCCGUGGCUAUUUUAAAUGUGGGGUCACAAAUCUCCUUUGGGGAGGGUGCGCUCAGUGGGGGCUCUUGGAGCCUGGGAUGUGGUCUGCUCGGUAGCUGGCUGGUGCUCACACCCCCACCCCUCACCUGCAACCCAGGUGAAAGCCAGGACCCCAGGUUUUACUUCUGUUCCCUUUUCAAGAUGCACUGGCAGCAGACUUCUGCUGGGUGAGGGUGGGGGUGCCUGCAGCGGUGAGGGCGAGGUUCAGGGCUUCCACAGCCCGUCUGCUCACCCUCCUCCUUCCAGGCUGGGGCUCCAUCGUGCAGACCCCAAAGCCCCUCUCAGCGGGGCCUGGAGGCUUGUGAGGAACCCAGCUGGUCCCAGCCUUGGAGGGGGAUGUCAUGGGGAGAGGCAUCUGGGCCCACAAACUGUUGACGGUGACCUGGCCUCAGUCCGCCUGGAGAGGAAGGGCUGGGGCACGGAUGGGUGGCACCGAGGCCUCAGCCUCCCUCCCCCCUGAUCCCGGCGGGUUGCUGUCUUGGGGCAGCAGCUCUGGUGAGAAGGCCUGGGCAGGCCAAGGCUGGGAAACCAGAGACCUGUGGCGGGAUGGGGGCAGGUCCAGCACAGGAUGCGCGACUCCGGCUCAGACUGGCUGGAGUGGGCUUGGGUGGCUUGCCUGGGUCACUUCGGGGCCUGGCUUCCAACUCGGGGCUUUACCUUCUGGCACCGGCCUCUUCUCUGUGCCCUUAGCAUUUGAGAGGAGAGACUGAGGGCCUGGUUCAUGGAGCCCUGGGCAAAUGUCCAGGCUUUAUCCUUAUGAAGUUCAACGGUCUGACCAGCCCAAAUCCACUCCGGCCGGCCCGAGACGGGCAAGGCGAUCCACAAGGUCGGUUCAAAGGAUGAGCUGGCGCUCUCCUAGGUGCAAUGUGGGGGCAGGGCCUGCCCAGAUCCCCAGACACCCUGGUGCUCCCGGGGAGGGUGUCUGGUGGGCCCUGGCCUUUCCUGGCAGCAUGGCCAAUGCCAAAGGAGGGGGAGCUACUGUGGCUUGAGGACCUCCCUGGGGCCCAGCUGCAGGGAGCACGAGGCAGGCUGGGAGUUGAAGGUUGGACCCACCCCCAGUUGUGGUGUCUGGAGCCAGGCUCUGUCUUCCCAGGGGCCAGAGGGAGCACUUCUGAAGGGCUGGGCCGGGCAGGUCUGCGGGCGGUGGCUUGGGAUGCUCGGCGCUGGACCCCCCCGGGGUUGGCAAAGUCAUCUGUCCAUGCUUCCAGCUGGGGCCCUGGGCACAGGGAGCAAACCCAUCUGCCUCCCGGGCAGGAGUGGCCGCCGCCGCCUCAGCUCUCUGAAUUGCUUCUGACAGCCACCACCCUGGACUUGCUUCCCAGGCCUCCCGCCUGUAAAUAGAAGCCCCUGAACUGUACAGAUUUACAGAGAUGCCGAGACCGGGCCUGCAGUCACUGCCUAAGGGCUAAUGGCCCCAGCAUCCCUCGGUGCCCACCUGGCAGCGCAGCGCACCCGGCCCAGCGUGGCGAAUGCAUGUAAAUAUUUUUUGUAGGCAGCGUGGCUCCAGAGAGCCCCCUGAAGACAGUGUCCCUCCCGCGCGUCCUUCCUCCUGUACAGAGCCCUCCAAGGACCUGUCCUGGGGUGGCUGGGAGUUUGUCCUUCCCUGCCCCAGGCCUUCCCUGUCCUCUCUCCCCCAUAACCUGUUUAUUAACCACACCUAUCCUGAGUUCAUGGCCAAAACUUUAAGGAAAAGCCGAGGAAGAAGACUGGAAGUGACCAAGGCGCCUGCCCCGUGGGUGCUCACCUGUCCCAGGCUCGUGAAGGAACCGUUUGGGUUUUUUUGUUUGUUUUUUAACACUUCCCGUGCUGUGCCCAUUUAUAAGAGGAAAUAAAAUUAAGCUGAAAUGA